Messenger RNA from Notothenia coriiceps (black rockcod), 333 nucleotides. RefSeq names its product ATP-dependent RNA helicase DDX51-like. The annotation marks the transcript as partial. The transcript is spliced from 3 exons. The record is from RefSeq and is a predicted model, not a curated record. Gene Ontology annotation, molecular function: RNA helicase activity. NCBI's taxonomy places the organism in Eukaryota, Metazoa, Chordata, Actinopteri, Perciformes, Nototheniidae. Gene Ontology annotation, cellular component: cytosol.
GAGCAAUAAUGAAGCUAACGUGCGUCCUGCAGGAUGAUCAGCACAGACGCAGCCGCCAGAGGCAUCGACAUCAACGGGGUCAAAUGUGUGGUGAACUAUGACGCACCGCAGUACAUCCGGACAUACAUCCACAGGAUUGGAAGGACAGCCAGAGCAGGGAAAACGGGCCUGGCCUUCACCUUCCUGCUGGGAGUACAGGAGAAGAACUUCCUGCAGAUGGUGGUGGAGGCAGGAACGCCCGGGAUUCAGAAGCAGAUCGUCAAACCAGAGAGCCUGAAGGGGAUGGAGGCACGCUACGAACAGACGCUGCAGGAGCUGGCCAACGUCAUCAAG